Messenger RNA from Sciurus carolinensis (gray squirrel), 633 nucleotides. RefSeq names its product insulin like 6 (gene Insl6). The transcript has 3 exons. Gene Ontology annotation, molecular function: hormone activity. NCBI's taxonomy places the organism in Eukaryota, Metazoa, Chordata, Mammalia, Rodentia, Sciuridae. The record is from RefSeq and is a predicted model, not a curated record. Gene Ontology annotation, cellular component: extracellular region. Bases 1 to 633 code for a protein of 210 amino acids.
AUGCAUCUCUUUGGCUUAUAUCUGAUGUGGUUUGGGUUCCUGGUGCUUCGGUUCUCCUGUCAACUGGGGGCAGACUUAAGCAGAACCAGGAGGCUGUGCGGCAGGUACCUGGUGAAAGAAAUAGAAAAACUCUGUGGCACUACUAACUGGAGCCUGUUCCGGCUUGAGGAGGAAGCCCCUUUUACAGAGUUGAUUCCCCAGGCUUCAGAGAAGAUUGAAGACUUCAGCAAUUUCCAAAGCCCGCAAACCCCUUUCACUGACUGGAAAAAGGUCACAAGCCCAGCCUCUACUUCUACCUCUCAGGGAGAAGCAACAAAUAAUUUGAAGAUACCUCCAUUAUCUGAUAGUCAGUAUAUAGACGACGACGACUGGUCCCCUGAAAACAUAAGAGAAUUUUUUUCAUCACAUGAUGUUAAUUCAUAUAUUCAUAAGAGUAUAAAAUUUCAGAAGAAAAGCAAAAAUAAAAUUAAAACAUUGCAGAGUUUAUUUUGGGGAAAUCAUCCUCAAAGAAAACGCAGAGGAUUCUCACAUAAAUGUUGUCUUAAAGGAUGUAGAAAAGAUGAACUUGCCAUUGCAUGUCUUCCAUAUAUUGAUUUUUACAACAGUGAUAAAAGGACCAUCACUUUUGACUGA